Colletotrichum truncatum is the source of this 1374-nucleotide messenger RNA. RefSeq names its product DUF647 domain-containing protein. NCBI's taxonomy places the organism in Eukaryota, Fungi, Ascomycota, Sordariomycetes, Glomerellales, Glomerellaceae. The record is from RefSeq and is a predicted model, not a curated record.
AUGGCAUCGACAUCGAAGAAGUCGGCGAUGGAGAUCGAAGAGAGAAAUGGAGCUGGUAGACUGCGCAAUCGCUGGGUGCAUGAGCCCGACGGUCGCAUUGUUGAGGCGCCGACGACAACUACAGCAGCCACUACCAGAUUCUGGGAGAUGAACGUGCGACAGGUCCUCUAUGAUGCCUUUCUGCCGAUCGGCUACCCCGACUCAGUCACCCCCGACUAUCUGGGCUACCAGACCUACGACUCAUUGCAGGCUUUCUUCUCAACCAUCACCUCCCUCCUCGCCAACCGCGCGGUCCUCCAAGGCCUUGGUGUUGGUGAUGCCAACUCUUCUGCUACCUAUGCCCUCCUGAUGACCAUCCUCAAGGACGGCAUCUCCCGUGUCGCGACCAUCACUUUUGCUUACCGCUUCGGCCUCGUUAUCGAGCCAGAGUGCAAGAAGUACCGCUUUCUGGCUGAUAUUUUCAACGACAGCGCCUUCUUCCUCGACCUCUUCAGUCCAUUAUUUGGGGCCUGGCCAAAGGUCGUCGCGCUCGUCUUUGCGGAGGCGCUGAGGGCCAUGUGCGGCGUCGCUGCAGGCGCGAGCAAAGCCGCUCUCUCGAAGCAUUUUGCGCGCCGUAACAACCUCAGUGAACUCAAUGCCAAGGAAUCCAGCCAGGAAACUGCCGUCGGACUGUUCGGUCUGCUCAUCGGUAGUGUCGUUGUGCGUUACGUCGAGAGCCGGGAGGCGGUGUUCACCUUGAUGGUCAUUCUCAUCUUUGUUCACCUCGGUAUGAACUACCUCGGAGUGCGCUGUGUACAGCUUGAUGUUCUCAACCAGCAGCGAGCUACAAUACUGUUUCAGCACUUUUUAAACACCGGCAAAAUUCUGUCGCCCGCGGAGGUCGCCAAGAGAGAGAGCAUCAUUUUCUGGAAGCCUAUCUACAGACCCCGUGGUGAAGCCGUCGCGACAGUCGUCUUCGCGACAAGCUACGCUGAUGCCAUGACCCGUGGCAUCGUCGUCCGCCCAUUCGAAAGUAAUCAGCCUGGGUCUUCGCCAGAGCAAUUAUCCUACCAGCUUUGCCUCUGUCGCUCCAAAACAGACCUCCCCAUCAUCAAGAUCCUGCUCAUAGGCGACCCUCUCCGUCUUCCUGCUGGCAACGUCACCACCCUCGAAGCCUGGUUCUCGGCGCUCUGUCUAGUCCAUUCUCCGGAAUUUCAAAAUGCGUCAGCUACCGAGGGCAAAAACUUCAAUGAUAACGACGAGAAGAAGGACUGCCGCCACGUGUUCGAGCAGCUUGAAUCAGCUGGCUGGAACCUCUCCGAGACCAAUUUGGACACAUCCGCGCCUUGGAUGACCAUCAAGAUGGGAAAUGGCGAGGGCAAGAAGGAGCUCUAG